AUGCAGUCGAACGGCAGCGACAACUGCCAGCAGCCGAAGCAGCAGCAGCAGCAGGGGGCGGUGGCGUCGCCGCAACCGAAACUACAGCCGCAGCAGCAGCGCCAGCAGACGACGACGCCUCCGCCGCCUCUACCGCCGCCAUGGAUGUCGGCGAUGCCUUAUCCGGCGGGGACGAUGAUGAUACCGCACCAGAUGGCCCCACCGCCGCCGCACUUCGUGCCUCCCUAUAUGCCUUACCACCACGUGCCGCCGUUGCCUUUGCAGUAUCACCCCCCGCCGCCGCAGCUGCAGCAGCAGCAAGGUUCCUCUGACGAGAACAGGACGAUCUGGGUUGGGGAUCUCCAAUUCUGGAUGGAUGAGAAUUACCUCCAACAUUGCUUCGGCCAUACCGGCGAGGUUUAAUUUCUCCCCGUUUUCCUUUUGUUUCUUUCGCCCCUAUACUCUGAGAAAGUAAUUAUGAAUCUCUUCAUUCUGUCGUUGUAACCUUUUUUGGGUGCUCCAUGUAGACGUAUUUCUAACUUUUUACUCCGCUCCUUUUUAGCGACAUCCUCGCGCUGAUAGUGAAUCAAUUAAACGUACGUAUGGGUCUGAUGUGUGAGCUUUACUUAUGAGGGCAUGUGUGCUUUUUUUUAUUUGACUGCCAUCUUGGGCAUCUUAGUACCUGUUAUAAAUGGAGUCCGCGAUUUCUUUUUUUAUUCAUUCCGAAGCAAGAUUACCAUUCGCACGCUAAUACCUCUUCAAGGUGAGUUUUGAUGCGGGAUAUUAAUAGAAACUGUGCCUCGGUUUCUUUAAUUAUCGAGGGUUAUAUGGAUGGUAUCUAAAAUUAGCUUUCAUAAUUGAGGGGAAUAACCGGAUAAAACAUCAGGAACUUGGUUUCGACUAUCUAGCAGGACUGCUUGAUCGUUAUCGGAAUAAAUAAGGUAUAUUGUGAAAGUAAAAGUUGCGAGGAGGUCAUAGAAGGCAACGCUGUGAACCCAUAUGGAAGGGAGAAACCGCAGUGUAGGGCACUUGCUACUCCAUUGGGUAAGUCACUUUUUUUUUUGGACGCAAGUUUAUCUCCUGCUGGUUUGAGAGUAAGAGACUUUAAUUUGGUAGCAGAGGUAGUUAAAUGUAGUAGAUUUGUUGUUAUCCAUGUGUGAAACGUUAUCAAGGUUAGAGAUGUAUUCCAUUCAAUCUUUUUGUAGUUCAUUUCCAUGCCAACCAUUCUGGGUUUGUUGUUGGAAGACCGAGGACUGAUUUUCAACAAUCAGCAUUUUUGCCAUUGCAAAGUUUGAACCAUAUUGAUUGCCAAUGUUCACAGAAUCUACCCUCCUGACAACUCUGGGUGACAGCUAAGAAAGAUGAUUGGCUGAAUGGAAAAUAUUCUGCGCCAUUUUUCUCUCAAAUGUUUUCACAUUGCCGUCCCCUAUAGUUUCAUAACUGAAAUAGACACUUAGCCAUUGUUUUUUCAAGUCCCUCAGUCUUGAUGGUCAACAACUCUCCAUUAACCAUACGGUUCUCUAGACUUUAAAUCGUCUUCCGCUUCUGUAAGAGUCUCUCUUGAGUCAUAUAAUCUUCUAUACCAUCUUUGGUUAGUGAAAUGUGCAUGAAGUAUGGAGGAAGCUACCUGGUUUUACACAACCUCUGAGUGUUUGUUAUGCCCAGAUGAAAGGACUGUUUUCUUUUUGGGGUUUUCACCGAAUUGUCCGUCAUAGGAUAGCAAAUGCAUUACAUCUUUCUUAUUUCUUAACGAAUCUUCCUACUAACGUUUUUCAUGGUUAGCACAAUUUGUGCUACCGCUCCAUUUGGUAGUAGUUGUUUCGUUUUGAUUCGUAUGAUUUUCCAAGGAAAUUGUUAAGUUAUAAGAAGUUCAUAUCAUUGGCCUAUUUCUAAACUUUCUUCUUAAAAUGUCAACUUAUUUAAUUAUGAUACUAUAAUCAUAUGCAGGUUGUUCAAAUAAAAGUUAUCCGCAAUAAGCAAACUGGUCAGUCAGAGGGAUAUGGUUUUGUAGAAUUUUAUUCACAUGCGGCUGCUGAAAAGAUCCUGCAAAUGUUUAAUGGAGUGAUGAUGCCAAACACAGACCAGCUUUUUCGAAUCAACUGGGCGUCAUUUAGCAUGGGGGAUAGGCGUUCAGAUGUUUCAUCUGAUCAUUCUAUAUUUGUGGGAGAUCUGGCUGCUGAUGUCACUGAUACCGUACUGCAGGAAACCUUUUCUAGCAAAUACUCAUCUGUAAAAGGCGCAAAGGUUGUUAUUGAUGCAAAUACCGGUCGAUCCAAGGGUUAUGGAUUUGUAAGAUUUGGUGAUGAAGGUGAAAAAUCUCGUGCACUUACUGAAAUGAAUGGCGUGUAUUGUUCCAGUAGGGCAAUGCGCAUUGGUGCAGCAACUCCCCGGAAGUCCUCUGGUAUAAUACAGAUCCCAUCAAAUAGCUGCACUCAUCAGUUUUUUUAAUUCUAAUACUUAUCUGUUAAUCUCUCUUCAGUGUCUAGUUAAUUUUAGUAGCUUCAGUUUCUCUUAUGAAUCAAUUUUUUUGCAUGAAGUCAUACAUUCAAGUUUAAAAAUAAUUUCUGAUAGAGCAUGCAGAAAGUUGUUUAGGCGAGUGCUCAGGGGUGAAUUUUAUAUGACGUUGUGUCUUUACGUGGUGUUUCUACUUUCUGUGGAUAUUCUGAUCAUUUAUUCCCAAUUGGACUGUAUUCCAUGUUUACUGUUGAGGUAAUAGUAUUCUUGAAUAAUAAUAAAGGUAAUUAUAUAUUAUAAAACUAUAUGUAUGAAUGUAUUUAAUAGAGGAAAGAACUUGAAGAUGGAUAGAACACGGGAGAAAAGUAUUCUCUGCGAGUUCAGUGAUAAUCUACAGAUGAUCUGCUUCACACAGGGUGGUUAGCUUGCAAUGCCGCCUUGCUCGUACUCAUGGUCCAACAUCUAUGAUAGUCAUCGAGGGAGUGGAGGGUUUUAUAUUUGUCUCAUCUGGAUGUUUAAUUCUCUGUAGUUCAGUGACCAUUAGAAUGCUUAGUUUCAUAUUUGCCUCAUCCUACUGAUAAAAUAGUUUCCUAUGCGUUUUUAAGGUCCUGUGGGCCAUCAAGAUGAUGGGAUUUCAUGUGACUGAUGAGUGGUCUAAUAACUCUGACACAUCAUAUUUUAGAGACUGGAAGCUAUGCCCAUUUCUCUUUAAUCAUUUAUCUUAUUUUCUAGGUUUUGCACCCAACAGCUCCCAAGGAUCCACGUCAGAAGGAGACUCAAGCAACACGACUGUAAGUCAACCCCAAUCCCAACCCCUCUUUGUGAUUCCAGUCCUUGGCGAUGAACUUGCUUGGGAAUGAGCUGCACUCCGCCACAGUUAUUUGUUGGUGGGCUCGACCCAAACGUCAGCGAGGAUGACCUCCGGCAGGCGUUCUCCCAGCACGGUGAGGUCGCUUCUGUGAAGAUCCCAAUCGGAAAGCAAUGUGGCUUUGUCCAGUUCAUUCGCAGGUGCAAUUGUCUGGCCCCUCUUCUCCGGCCGAAUCUUCCUCCGAUUCAAAGCCUUCCUUCUGAAUUUUUUGCUUCUUCUUCUAUGCUGCUCACCAGGAGCAACGCUGAGGAAGCACUGCAGAAGCUGAACGGGACGAUGAUCGGAAAGCAGACAAUUAGGCUCUCAUGGGGCCGCAACCCGAUCAAUAAGCAGGUCAAUUCUCUAUAUAUAUCCUAAAACUGCACCAUUUCUAGUUAAUUCGCGGGUUCAUCGGUUUAGGAAACUUCAGCUGACUGUUGAUGGAUUCAGUUGACCGUUUCAGUAUUUUAGGUGAAGCAUUUGUUCUUUGCUUGAAUGUUGACUUUAUCUUCCUCGGUCAACUUUAUCUGCCCCAAACCUCCUAAUUUUGGUUAUAAAUGCACCUUUUCUGCUUGACUUACCGGACAGUGGAGAGCACAAAGGGAUCAGAAAACAAUAAAAACUAAAUAAAUAAAUAAAUGAAGAUAAGCUGAACCACAUUUUCUGGUUUAAUCUCUGCAGUUCCGGGCCGAGCCCACCAUUUCAUGGAGCAACGCCUACUACGGGGGCCAGGUCUACGACGGUUACGGCUAUGUGGCGCCGCCCCAGAGCCCGGCCAUGUACCCGGCAGCCUAUGGCCCUUACAGCUUCUGCGGGAACCAGCAGCAGGUCAGCUAG
Molecule: messenger RNA, 4117 nt
Organism: Spirodela intermedia
Lineage: Eukaryota; Viridiplantae; Streptophyta; Magnoliopsida; Alismatales; Araceae
Source: the annotation of a GenBank genome assembly